Messenger RNA from Funneliformis mosseae, 147 nucleotides. The record is from the annotation of a GenBank genome assembly. NCBI's taxonomy places the organism in Eukaryota, Fungi, Glomeromycota, Glomeromycetes, Glomerales, Glomeraceae.
AUGUCAAAUUUUCAUUUAGAAUUUGAUAAUAAGAUUUUAGGUAAUUUAGGGGAUAAUACUGAUAUUUCAAAAGAUUCUAUGCCUGAUUUUCCAUCCUAUAAUGAAAAUUUAGAAGCUACUAAUAAUCGAUCUGCAAGGCUAGGAUAG